UGGAGCAACGGGCGCAGGAGGGACGUGGGGUGCAGAGGGAAAUGGGGGGCAGGGGACAUGCGGGGUGCUGGGGGCAGGUGCUGGGGGCAGGACCCACAUGGGGUGCAGGGUGAGCGGUGCAAGUGCUGGGUGCAGGUGACGGAUGUGGGGUGCUGGGCGCAGGGUGCUGGAUGGGGGGUGCACGACCACAGGGGGUGCUGGGUGCAGGUGCAGGGUGCAGGACCCAGGUGCAGGGUGUUGGAGGGUGCAGGGUGCUGGGUGCACGGUGCUCGGUGCCGGACCCAGGACCCAGGCGGGUGCUUCCCCCCCCACCCCGCCCAGGACUUCACGCGGGGGGGGCAGGCGGAGGCGUCGCGCUGCGCCCCCCGGGAGGCCCUGGAGCGCGCCGGGUGCCCCCCCCACGCCGUGCUGGAGCCCCGCGGGCGCACGCGGGUGCUGGAGGACGAGGAGCUGGGGGGGGCCGGGGGGGGCAGGACGCAGAGCCAGCUGCGGCCCCAGAGGAUUGCGCUGGAGCUUCGGCCUGGCGAGGAGCGGCCCCUGGAGGUGCGGUUCCGGCGCGCGGGCGGCCUCCCGCUGGACCUCUACUACCUGAUGGACCUCUCGUACUCCAUGCGCGACGACCUGCGCACGCUGCGCCGCCUGGGCAGCGACCUGCUGGCCGCCCUGCGCAACGCCUCCACCUCCGUGCGCAUCGGGUUCGGCGCCUUCGUGGACAAGCCGGUGCUGCCGUUCGUCAGCACGGUGCCCUCCAAGCUGCACAACCCCUGCCCCGAGCGGGGGCAGCCCUGCGACCCCCCCGCCGCCUUCCGCCACCUGCUCUCGCUCACCGCUGACGCCGGGGAGUUCGCGCGGCGCCUCGAGGGGCAGCGCAUCUCCGGCAACCUCGACGCGCCCGAGGGGGGCUUCGACGCCAUGAUGCAGGUGGCGCUGUGCCAGGAGCGCAUCGGCUGGCGCCCCGUGACGCGGCUGCUGGUGUUUGCCUCGGACGACGCGUUCCACACGGCAGGCGACGGGCGCCUGGCCGGCAUCGUCCUGCCCAGCGACAGCCGCUGCCACCUGGACGCCAGCGGCGUCUACAACCGCAGCCACCUCUACGAUUACCCCUCGGUGGGGCACUUGGCGCAGGUGCUGUCGGCCGCCAACAUCCAGCCCAUCUUCGCCGUCACCCGGCCCACGGUGCCGCUCUACAAGGAGCUGAGCCGCCUGAUCCCCAAGUCGGUGGUGGGGGAGCUGCGGGACGACUCCAGCAACGUGGUGCAGCUCAUCACGGACGCCUACAACAGCCUGACCUCGACGGUGGAGCUGCAGCACUCGCCACUGCCCCCCGGGCUCAGCCUCAGCUUCCAGGCCCACUGCGGGGGCCCCCCCGAGCCCCCCCAGCCCCACCGCGGCCUCUGCUCGGGCGUGCGCGUCAACCAGCAGGUGAACUUCACGGUGCGGGUGCGGGCGGACGCGUGCCUGGAGGCCCCCCAGCACGUGGCCCUGCGGGUGCUGGGGGUGCCGGAGCAGCUGCACCUCGAGGUGCGCACCCUCUGCCACUGCCCCUGCGCCCAGCGCGCCCCCCGUGCCCCCCUCUGCCACGGGGGCGACCUCGACUGCGGCGUCUGCAGGUGCCCCGUGGGCCGUCAGGGCCGGCGCUGCGAGUGCGAGGGGCCGGAGGCAGAGGAGGAGGUGGGGGGGGGCUGCCGGCCCCCCAACAGCACGGCCCCCCCCUGCAGCGGGCGGGGGCACUGCGUCUGCGGCGCCUGCGAGUGCCCCCCCGGGCUGAGCGGCCGCUUCUGCGAGUGCGACAGCAGCGCCUGCGAGCGGCACGAGGGGCUGCCCUGCGGAGGCCCGCAGCGGGGCGCGUGCGAGUGCGGGCGGUGCCGGUGCCACGCGGGCUUCGCGGGCGGCGGCUGCGGGUGCAGCCUGGCGCGGGGCGGCUGCCGCCGGGGGGGCCGCGAGUGCAGCGGGCGGGGGCGCUGCGAGUGCGGGCGCUGCCGCUGCCAGCCCGGCUUUGUGGGGCCCUUCUGCGCCCGCUGCCCCUCCUGCCCCGGGCCCUGCCAGCGCCUGCGGGACUGCGUGGAUUGCGGCGCCUUCGGGGGGGGGCCCCUGCGCGGGAACUGCAGCCAGGCCUGCAACGGGACGGUGCUGCGGGUGCUGCCCCCCCCGGCCCCCCCCACCCCCGCCCUGUGCCGGGAGAAGGCGGCCGACGGGCGCAUCCUCGUCUUCCUCAUCGAGCGGGGGGGCGGCGAGGAGGAGGACGAGGAGGAGGAGGAGGACGGCGGGGACGUGGCGGUCACCGUCUGGGCUGAGGAGGGUGAGCACAGGGGGGCGCCGGGACCCCAAGCCCCCCAGGGACCCCACACCUGGGGGUCCCCAAACCCCAAGGGACUGGGUUGGGGGGGGGGGGCUGGUCUCAUGGGACCCCCUGGCUGGGGUUGGGGAGGUGCUGGCCCCCACAGGACCCCCUUGACCAUGGUGAGGGGGGACCCUUGGCCCCCAUGGGACCCCUGGCGGGGUUUGGGGGGUCCUGGCCCCCCUGGGACCCCUUGGAUGGGUUUUGGGGGGGGGGGGGGUCCUGGCCCCCGUGGCACCCCUUAGACAGGCCUGGGGAUGUCCUGGUGUCCAUGGGCCCCCCCAGCUGUGUUCGGGGGGCUCCUGGCCACCACGCACCCCCCCCUGCCGGGUUCGGGGGGGCGGUGGGGGCCCCCCCGGCCCCGCUGACCC
Cygnus olor (mute swan) is the source of this 2709-nucleotide messenger RNA. It is a transcript of the gene ITGB7, whose product is annotated as integrin subunit beta 7. Gene Ontology annotation, biological process: cell migration; cell adhesion mediated by integrin; integrin-mediated signaling pathway. Bases 58 to 2583 code for a protein of 841 amino acids. Gene Ontology annotation, cellular component: integrin complex; focal adhesion; cell surface. The record is from RefSeq and is a predicted model, not a curated record. NCBI's taxonomy places the organism in Eukaryota, Metazoa, Chordata, Aves, Anseriformes, Anatidae. The transcript is spliced from 12 exons. Gene Ontology annotation, molecular function: integrin binding.